CAGAAAAUUACAAAGCCCUAUUAAAAAUUUUAUUUUUAUUUUUAGGGAACUAAAAGUUGCGUGUUUUCAAUUUAACAUUUUAACGGUUGUUGGUUUUCUUGUUCAAGACAUUAUAAUUGAGAGAUAUGUUUUUUUUAUGCCCGAGGAACAUCAAGAAAAUAGUUAAAAAGAAACACUACCCACAUUCCCUUCCCACACCACUAACUAGCCAACUUACAAAAUCAAAAGAAGCUAGUUCUAGCUGGGACAACAACAGGGCUUUACGUGCCACUCUAUGAGCAGCCCAGUUGAUAGUCAGCGGAACCGCCCUAAAAUCUAUACAAUGAGAAAAGGAAUCAAGAAGACAACAACAAUCUCGAAGAAUGGGGCCUCCAAUAGAAUCCUCCACCAUUCCAAGCUUGAGUUGACGGAUGACUACUUCUGCAUCGCCUUCGAUGAUGACACGAGACAAUCCUCUGGAUGCUGGAAGAGAAAUUAUUGAGUCUCUGGCUGCAAGAAGUUCGGCAAGUAUGGAUCCAAGAUACCAUGAUGUUGCACACCCAUUGCGAGAAACACAUGCCCAUCCGAGCCACGAACAACAAGGCUGAACGAGGAGCCAGUGACUUGGACAACAAUGUCAAAUUUGAUCUUCACAUAACUUUGGGGCGGGCAUUCCCAGAGUAGCAUAAUAGAGGAAGGAGCACGAGCAAGGCCAGGAGGGCCAAGCAUAAUAGAGAGCACUAAACAGGAGUAUUGGCGGGCAAGUGAACGGACAUGGGGCUGAGUAUUUUCAAAUACCACUUUAUUUCUUGAUUUCCAUAUUCUCCACAAGAGGCACACUACCUGGAGAAUAUGGGUUUGGGACUGUUGGGUAAGCAUAAAUUGACGCCACCAUAAACUAAAAUUAACUCUUGGGACUGAAUCCAGUAUACACUACAAGAAAACUUGGUUUUGGAGACAAAUAAUUAGAUACAAUUAUUCUAUUAUUCUAUCACUUAAUCCCACAAAAUAAUAUAACUGGAUGACAAGGGGGCAAAGAAAGAUCCGGUGUUUUAUACUUUCUCGAAAUCUCUAGCAAACAGGACAUCGCAUUAGACAAUUAACUCUACGAAUUUUGAGAAUCACUAUUGUAGGAAGCACCACGACGACAUCGUAGUAUUGACCAUUUGUCAUACGUCCUUUGGGCUUACAACUCUAAUUAGGCCCAAUAUAUAUUUUUAUUAUUCGUAUGUCGGGCCCAUAGCAUCCUUUUUGUCCCACUCUUUAGUAGACCAAAGAUUCAAAGAAUUAAAUAGAUCGUUGUUUUCAGCAAACAAGGAGAAUUAAGGUACUUAUUAGUAAAUUCUUUGAGACCGCGGCACAAGCUCCCGAAAUCAUCUCCCACUAACUCCUCUUCGGCUCUUCCGCUUUGUAAAUUUACGGGUUUGCCUCUUUUCUUUCGGCAGACGACUACGAUUUUGACUGCUUAGAUUCUGACUAAACUAUAAAAAUCUCAAUCUCCAAAUCCCCUAGGGUUUUUUUUGCUCUUCCCGAGUUCCCACUCUCCUUCUCCACCCCCAAAACCUUCAGUACCAAACCACCCCACAAUCAUUAUUACCUAAGUCUGGUCUCCCAAAUUCAAGCACAAAGAGGUAUGCUUUCUCCAAACACUGCGCGGAUAGCGGAAAUUUGACUCGAGAGAUUCAUUGGGUUCCGCUUGAAUCCAAUCUAAAACCCGGGAAACUGAUCGGGCGCUGCUAAAAAUUUGAUCUUUUUUGGUUGGUUGAUUGUUUAAGAAUAACAUCAUGGAUGAUCUUGAAAAGGCCGUGCUUAUCAGUUUUGAUGAAACCGGCACCGUUGAUUCCGCUCUGAAAUCUCAAGCAGUUGCUUUCUGCCAGCAAAUGAAGGAGAGCCCCACGGUGGGCAGAGUUUGUAUAGAGAAGCUUGUCUUUUGCAAGCUCGUCCAGGUUCAGUUUUGGUGUUUGCAGACUGUACAAGAGGUCAUUAGUGGCAGAUAUAGUUUAUUGAGUUUGGAAGAGAAGGAUUUCUUCAGGAAGUCUGUUUUUUCGUUGUGUGGCUUUGAUGGAAUUGAUGACGAGAAUGCUGUUAGGCUUCUGGAAGGUCCUGCAUUUAUAAAGAACAAGCUUGCUCAGGUUUUGGUUACUCUAAUCUACUUCGAGUACCCAUUGGUAUGGUCUUCGGUUUUCGUUGAUCUGUUGUCUCAGUUGAGCAAAGGGGCAAUGGUCAUCGAUAUGUUCUGCCGUGUCUUGAAUGCCUUGGAUGAUGAGUUGAUCAGUUUGGACUACACGCGGACUGCGGACGAGACGGUGAUUGCAAACAGGGUUAAGGAUGCGAUGAGGCAGCAGUGUAUAGGGCAGAUAGUGAGAGUUUGGUAUGACAUUGUAUGCAUGUACAAGAAUACUGAUCAAGAGCUCUGUUCCGGUGUUUUAGAUACGAUGAGGAGGUAUAUCUCGUGGAUCGAUAUUGGUCUGGUUAUGAAUGAUGUUUUUAUGCCAUUACUAUUCGAGUUGAUCCUCGUUGAUGGCAGUUCAGAACAGCUUCGCGGUGCGGCCUGUAGUUGUGUUCUUGCUGUGGUUUCUAAGCGAAUGGAACCACAACCUAAGUUGAACAUAUUGCAAGGCAUUCAGAUUGGUCGGGUUUUUGGGUUGGUUACUGGUGAUAGCGACUCGGAGCUGGUAUCAAAAGUAGCUGCAUUAAUCACAGGUUUUGCUGUUGAGGUGCUAGACUGCAGCAAGCGAGUAAGCACGGAGGAUGCUAAAAGGGUGUCAACGGAACUUAUGAACGAAGUUCUGCCGUCAGUUUUUUAUGUUAUGCAGAACUGUGAGGUUGAUUCUACUUUUAGUAUAGUUCAAUUUUUAUCCAGUUAUGUGGCCACUAUGAAAAGUCUCUCUCCCUUAACAGAGAAGCAACUGGUUCACGUCAGACAGAUACUGGAAGUUAUUCGUUCACAAAUUCGUUAUGACCCUGCUUAUAGGAAUAAUCUUGAUAUGCUUGAUAAGAUUGGGAGAGAAGAGGAAGAUAGAAUGUUCGAGUUCAGAAAGGACUUGUUUGUACUACUCUCUAGUGUGGGUCGUGCUGCCCCUGAAGUUACUCAAGUGUUUAUAAGAAAUGCGUUGAAUAGUGCUGUUGCCUCUUCAUCUGACGUAAAUGUUGAGGAAGUGGAAGCUGCCCUUUCUCUUUUGCAUGCUCUUCGAGAGUCGCUGAGCGAUGAGUCCAUUAGAAAUGGAUCUGGUUUGUUGAGUGAGUUGGUGCCAAUGUUAAUCUCAACAAGAUUUCCAUGCCAUUCAAGUAGAUCAGUUGCGCUUGUGUAUCUGGAGACGAUUACCAGAUACAUGAAGUUUGUAAUGGAGAAUACUCAGUAUAUUCCCAUGGUACUGACUGCAUUUUUAGAUGACAGAGGAAUACACCAUCAGAACCUCCAUGUCAGCCGCAGAGCAAGUUACCUGUUUAUGCGAGUUGUCAAAUUGCUCAAAGCAAAGCUUGUGCCUUUCAUAGAGAAAAUACUACAGAGCCUCCAAGAUACAGUUUCCCAGAUCACAAGUAUGGAUUUUACAUCUAAUCAGUGUUCAGGAGCUGAAGAUGGUAGCCAUAUUUUUGAGGCAAUAGGUAUAUUGAUCGGGAUGGAAGAUGUACCAGUUGAAAAGCAAUCCGAGUACCUGGCUUCAUUGCUUACUCCUCUUUGUCGUCAGAUUGAGGUGUUGCUCAUGAAUGCCAAGAUACUGAAUCCAGAAGAGUCUCCUGCAAAAGUUGCCAACAUUCAGCAAAUAAUUAUGGCAAUUAAUGCUCUCAGCAAGGGUUUCAGUGAACGUCUUGUAAAUGCUAGUCGACCAGCAAUAGGCCUGAUGUUUAAGCAGACAUUGGAUGCCCUUCUCCAAAUUCUCAUAGCAUUUCCGAAAAUAGAGCCCCUAAGGAGCAAGAUUACUUCCUUCAUUCAUCGCAUGGUGGACACAUUAGGAGCAUCUGUAUUUCCUUACAUUCCGAAGGCACUGGAGCAAUUGCUUGCUGAAAGUGAGACAAAGGAAAUGGUUGGAUUACUUGUACUGCUCAAUCAGCUCAUAUGCAAAUUUAACACCUCGGUUCACGGCAUUCUGGAAGAAGUUUUCCCCACCAUUGCUGGUAGGAUCUUUCCCAUAAUUCCAAGAAAUGGCUUUCCUUCAGGACCUGGUACCAAUACUGAGGAAAUGAGGGAAUUGCAAGAACUCCAGAAAACUCUUUACACGUUUCUCCAUGUGAUAACUACCCAUGGUCUAUCAUCAGUUUUCCUCUCUACCAAAAGUAGAGCUUAUUUGGAACCAACAAUGCAGUUGCUACUGUACACAGCUUGCAAUCAUAAGGAUACGGUUGUAAGAAAGGCAUGCGUCCAGAUAUUCAUCAGAUUAAUUAAGGAUUGGUCUGUGGGACCUUAUGGUGGUGAAGAAAAGGUGCCCGGAUUCCAGAGUUUUGUGAUCGAAGUCUUCGGAACAAACUGUUGCUUGUACAGUGUACUUGAUAAAUCUUUCGACUUCCGUGAUGCAAACACGCUCAUUUUGUUUGGCGAAAUAGUGGUGGCUCAGAAGGUCAUGUAUGAAAAGUUCGGUAACGAUUUCCUCAUUCAUUUUGUAUCCAAAAGCUUUCAGUCUGUACAUUGCCCUCAAGACUUGGCAGAACAAUACUGCCAAAAGUUACAGGGUGCUGAUAUCAAAGCGUUCAGAUCGUUCUACCAGUCGCUGAUUGAGAAUCUCAGAGGUCAGCAGAAUGGAAACCUUGUUUUCAGAUAGCAGCAACUAAAGAUUGAAUGAAAGAGAUCAUGUUCUUUUUCUCUCUACGGGUCGUCUCAAAGUUCAUCAAAAGUUGCAGGCUCCCUUUUGUGUAAAUAUAUAUCAUUUUUGGGAAGCCCCAUCUCACGUACAACGAGGUAAUGCGAAAACUUCUAAGCAAACAUCCUUGUUUCAAUGCUCAGAAUCUGUGAAUGAAUUGGCACUGAUCUGGGCUUUCUUGAUUUGUUGUUUCCUGCAGUUGUAUAUUUCCGGCACCUGUUUUCUUUUCCCCCCCUUUUCUAGCCCGCUAUCCAUUUUUCCUCACCCUCAGAAAUUGGUUUGAUGUUGUGAAACAUUCAUAACUUUUGGCUGAAUGUAUGUAAUCAAACUUGAAAGUUGAAACCCCCCACUUCUUUUCUGAAUGAAAAAGGAAAAAAAAAAAAAAAGAGAGAAGGGUUUGCAGAAAUGGCUAAAGGUUUGUUGUCUGGCUCCAUUUCUCGUGGCCACCGUCCUACAUGGCGUCAAGUGCAUACAAGUCAUGAAAAAGGGUCAAACUUUGUCAAUUUGGAACGCCAUUAAUGACAGCUUGAUCUACGAACCUGAGAUGAUCGGCUGGUACCCUAGGGAUUUGGUAGUGAAGAUUGGUGAAGAAAUAGCCUAUUCUGUCUGAUCCAAUUGUCACCUUAAAUCAACAAUCUCUCGAGUCCUAGGCAGCAAGCAUCAAUUCAGACUUUGUCAAGUGUCAAGUCCCAAAGAAAUUGCCUUGUGUGAUCCAACUGGUACAUACUCAUAAUAUCCGAGUUCCAGGACCACCAGUGUAUGCAAGUGGCAGUGUUCGACAUGCCUUAACUCGUCAUCUCUGUGGUUUAACAUUCGAUUUUUUGUCUUCGAUCCAAAAGAAAUAGUACAAAUUCUUCGGACAAUUACCUUGGUGGUGAAUAACGUUUGUGCUCAAGUCCUCCUGCUAAUCUUGUAAGACAAUAGCUUGAUCGUAUUCAUGUGACAACCACAAAUUGGUUGGUAGGUUGAAUGGGGAAACAAACCAACUUCCAUGAAGGUUCUCUAUACUUCGUUCCAGCAGACACGUUUUAUCCCUAGUCUAACAAACCCUGCUUUUUGUUGAGUCCUUGAAAGGGAAAAUACUAAGUAUCCAUGAUUAUGAACAUCCUGGAAAUUCCAAGAUGCAGAAAAGGUGUGAUCUUUAAUCAUCAAAAUCAAGAGCUAAGACUGUGUGAAGUGUUUACUUACUUUCCAUCUCCCUGUAUUGACUGCCGACACAUAUUGGCAUAAGGCCUACAAGCCCAUAAAACGUAAACCCUUGGUAAAGAAAAGAUGGCCUACCUGGAAUCGAAUUUUCCUUGCAACUUUUUCUCGUGGCCUUCUUCCCCAAUGUGGAAUCAUCGGCCUUCCCCGUUCUCCUGGCUUCCAACUUGACAUCAAUUGACUUAGUAGACCUAGUUUUCGGGAUGGCAAUCCAACUCGAACUCACGGGCCACGACGAUUCAAUCCGGUCAAAAUGAGUAAAACAGAGUGUUGACGGGUUUCAAGUCGGGUGCGAGUUUUAUCUGCUUUCGAAAUUGACGGGUUGGUUCGGGUUUGGAUUCUGUUAAAACUCAACAUGCUUUUCCCCGACCUGCACCCAUGAAGCAAAACGAUGUCAUUUUAUUUCUAAUCAUAAAAAUAUGAAUAAUUU
Molecule: messenger RNA, 6408 nt
Organism: Linum trigynum
Lineage: Eukaryota; Viridiplantae; Streptophyta; Magnoliopsida; Malpighiales; Linaceae
Source: the annotation of a GenBank genome assembly